GCAAACAGAAAAUGUGCUAAAGUACGGCUGAGUAAUGGUAAAGAGGUGAUUGCUUUUAUUCCGGGUGAAGGACAUACAUUACAAGAGCAUAAUAUCGUUCUAGUGGAGGGUGGGAGAACACAGGAUUUGCCCGGAGUUAAGCAUACAAUAGUCCGAGGAAAGUAUGACUGUGGACAUGUAAUAAAGAAGAAAAAAUAGGGUUUAAAGUUUAAAAAUUCAUAAAUUUUUACAGAUUUUAAAAAUUCAUGACCAGAGGUCUAAAAUGCGGGGCACUCAGUGUGUCAUACGACGACUCCAACUCCGUUCCCUGUGAGUGCUAGGCAACGCGACACCCACUGUCUGCUGAUAAAUUUCAAUUAAUUGCCCAGUGAAAAUGGGGAUAACAACAACAUAGCAUAAAGGAAAGUCAGUUAAUUCGAGCGAAUGCCAGUUCGAUAGGAUGCCAGUACGAGCGCAUGCCAGUUGAAGCACAUGCAUUUAGUGCAAAACUAUAACAAGGGCGAAUUUAAUGUCACCCUAUUCUUGUAUUUGUGAGUGAAAUUGUAUUUUGGUACUUUUGAUAAUUAUUUCAUGUUUAAAUUUCCCCAUCAUAGAAUUGUAAUUGUAAAAGCUUGAGUCUCGGCUCAAAAUAGGAAAUCUUAAUGUAAUUCGUACAUAACUUGCACAGGCUGUUGUUCGCAUAAGUGGAUCAUUUUCUGCUCGAACUAGCAUCCGGUCGAAGUAAUUUCUGCUCGAACUUGCAUUCGCUCGAAUUGACUGGUUCACAUGUACAGAUAUAUGAGGGUUUGUUUAGUUCAAUAAAAUAGAUUUUUAAAAUGUUGACAUUUCACCAUGUUUUGGCCAUUUUCUCAGUAACAUGAUUUGCGAUGAGUGA
Anneissia japonica is the source of this 874-nucleotide messenger RNA. Its product is annotated as 28S ribosomal protein S12, mitochondrial-like. The record is from RefSeq and is a predicted model, not a curated record. Gene Ontology annotation, biological process: translation. Gene Ontology annotation, molecular function: structural constituent of ribosome. Gene Ontology annotation, cellular component: small ribosomal subunit; ribosome. NCBI's taxonomy places the organism in Eukaryota, Metazoa, Echinodermata, Crinoidea, Comatulida, Comatulidae.